This is a messenger RNA of Tetrahymena thermophila SB210, 1872 nucleotides long. RefSeq lists its product as hypothetical. The record is from RefSeq and is a predicted model, not a curated record. Lineage: Eukaryota; Ciliophora; Oligohymenophorea; Hymenostomatida; Tetrahymenidae. The transcript is spliced from 2 exons.
AUGGAAAAAUUUGAGUUGAAAUGCCCGAAGCAUCCGUAGAAAAAAAUAAAGUUUUUAGUAAAUUCAAUUUAUAAUGACUAAUAAGUACUAAUUUGCAGUAAAUGCAUUAUUGACUCUGAAAUUAGAAAAGGAGAGUUCAUUUUAAUAUCCUAAAUUAUGCAGCAAGGUGAUGAUAACUUAAUUUAAAAAUGGCCUCCUUUAGAAGAUAGCUAAAUCAUUAAAAAGUUGGUUGAUUUAACAUAAGAAAAUAACAACAUAACUUUGAUGAAUAAUGUUAAUGGUUUUUUUGAAGAUCUAAAAUAGAAAAUUUUAGAAAAAAUAGGUACAAUUUAAAAAAUAGUUAUGACAAAAGCAAGCGAUUUGAGCAACUAAAAUGAAUAAAUCAUUUAAAAAUAUAAAGAGAUAUCCCAAAUACAUCAAUUAAGGUAAUUAUUAAUGAACGAGAAAAAACAAGAUUAUAAUAAUUUAGAAUAAAAAUGUAAAUAGCUUAUCAAAGAGUUGGAACUAUAAAAAGAAAAAAACUAGCUCAUUUUUUAAGAAUUAUAUUUCAAUAUGAGUUAAGUAGGAAAAGAUAUAGAUUUUUAAAGUACUAAUGUAAUUUAAGAGUAAAUAUUGCUGCUUUUAGAUAGAUUUAAUUUUCUUUAAGAGAAAUAAAAUGAAGAGUAAGAAGAAAUAGAUAAAAGAGCGAAUUCUUAACUCCUAAACAACAAACCAACUAUUUAAUAUGAAAAAAUAAACAACUCAGAUAGAAUUUAUAAAUUAAUCUCAAAUGAAUCAAAUUAUUGCUCAAAGUAAUUUUUAAAAGAUAUAAAAUAGAUUCUCAAAAGUAUAGAGCCCUUACUAUCCUAAAUUGAAGCAUAAGAUAUUUAUCAAAAAGAUAAGGAGCCUAUAAAAUUUAAAAAUUUAAAGAAGGAGAAUAUGGAAAAGAUAGAAAGCUAUGCUCAACAUAUUUAUAAAAUUAAUUAAAAGAAAAAAUAAUAUAUCAAAUAAAUAGAGUAAUCUAAGCAAAUAAAAGAAAUAAAUAAAAUUCUCAAUUUCAGAUUAAAUUAUUUAACUGAUUCAUUCAAAAAUAAUUUUUACGAAUAUUUGAUAGAGACUUAUCCCUUUUUGAGUUCGAUAGAUGUUGACCAAAUUACUACUUCAAGUGAAAACAUUUCAAGUCUUCAACAGUUAAAUGAUCAAGAAACAAAUGAAUUAACCCUAUUAAUUAAGAAAAGACUUGAAUUCAAUUAAUAGAAUGUAAGUGAUUCUAAAUAUAUUGUAGAUUAGCUUUAUUAAUAGCUUUCUAUAUAUAUCCCAUAAAAUGAUAUAAGAAAUCUAUUCUCAAGAUUCCCAAUUUUCGAUUUAAUCAAGAUAAAUAGGACGAUUGAUAUUUUAUAAAAAAUUUACUUUUAUGAGGAUUCAAAUAAGAAUGAAUUACUAAUUAAAAAGCAUUCAAAUAACUAAAUAACAAUUGAAUCAAACAAUUAAAUAUAAUUUAGUGUACUCUGUUUGCAAAAUUUUACUUUUGAAAAGAACAAUAGAUAUAUUAUUAGAAUUAAAGUUGAAUAAUAGCGUUAUUAUUCUGAAAUUUAAUUUAGUGUUGGUUUAUUGUAUCAAUCUCGAUAUUUAAAGUAUUUUAAUUACUAGAAUUCGCUUUAAACUUAAUAAGUACCCUUCUCAAAUGGAAAUUAAAUAGAAAUUAGAAUCCAUAUAAAUGAGUCUAUAUUUGAAGUUUUAGAUUAUCCUAACUAUAAUACUAAAAUAGUAAUGAUGAAUUAUCAAUCUAAAUAUUAGCUUCAAAGCUAAUUUAAUCACAAACUAUUUUUAAAUCUAUACAAAAAUGCAAACAUAUCUAUUAUGGAAGCUUAUAUUGAUAAAGAGUAAUAAUGA